Messenger RNA from Drosophila innubila, 2515 nucleotides. RefSeq names its product mucolipin-3-like. Bases 234 to 2213 code for a protein of 659 amino acids. NCBI's taxonomy places the organism in Eukaryota, Metazoa, Arthropoda, Insecta, Diptera, Drosophilidae. Gene Ontology annotation, molecular function: NAADP-sensitive calcium-release channel activity. Gene Ontology annotation, cellular component: plasma membrane; lysosomal membrane. The record is from RefSeq and is a predicted model, not a curated record. The transcript is spliced from 3 exons.
CAAACAAAGCAAUUCGCGUACACCAAUAAUUUUGGUAGUAUUUAUUAUAAUUUCGGUAGAAAAACGUCGCAAACGUCCCCGAAGCACUCUAUAUAUAAUCAAGAUUCGUUUGCCUGUUGCGUGUGUGUGGAAUUUCUUUUGUAUGUUGGAGCAAUCGCAGCAAAAGAAAAUCUCUACACCAAGACAACGCAGCGCCCUGCGACCUCGAGACGCAGCCAGUGCAAUACAUUGAAAUGCAAAACUACGGCGUUGGAGUUGCUGCUUCUUCUGCUGCAGCUCCAGCCGUGAAACGCCGUACGGACAGCUAUGAGGCUGCACAAAAUCAUCCACAUACUCCCAGCAGCGGCGAGAACUCCCGCUGCGAAAGUGAUGAAGAGUAUGUGAACACCAGGAUUUUGAGAAGACGCAUGGAACUGCUGCAAUCGACGCCUGUUGUGGCAGUGGCUGCAUCCACAACAACAACCGGACAAGGUCAUGUAGAGCAACCACAGUUUCCAGGGCCCACAUCCUCAGCAGCAUCCUACAACGAGGAGAGGAUGCGCCGCAAGCUUCAGUUCUUCUUCAUGAAUCCGAUAGAAAAGUGGCAGGCUCGACGCAAGUUUCCCUAUAAAUUUGUGGUGCAGAUUGUAAAGAUUAUUCUGGUGACGAUGCAGCUGUGCCUAUUUGCCCAUUCGCGCUACAACCACAUCAACUACACGUGGGAUAAUCGUAUUGCAUUCUCGCAUCUGUUCCUUAAAGGAUGGGACUCGUCACGAGAAGUUGAGAGCUACCCGCCAGCUGUGGGACCAUUUGCAUUGUAUGAGAAGUCCGAAUUCUUUAGCACUGUGCAGUAUGCUGUUUGGGGAUAUGGCAAUAUGAGUAAAUCCAUUGGACCUUACUAUUAUCCCACAUCGAACAAUACUAUGCCCCCAUUGACACUCUGCAUGUGGAACUACCGUGAGGGUACCAUUUUUGGAUUUAAUGAGUCCUACAUCUUUGAUCCACACAUCGAGAAGCUGUGUGAAAAACUGCCAAAAAAUGUAUCUAGCAUUGGAGUGGAGGAAUAUUUAGAGCAACGCGGAGUGGAAGUAAAUUUUGCCUCCCUGGUUACUGCCGAGUUGACGUUCAAAAUUAAGACCGUCAAUUUUAAGGCCAGUGGAGGAGCCCUUUCUGCACCCGAUUGCUUUAAAUUCGACAUAUCCAUUUUGUUUAAUAAUCGGGAUCACGAUGGACAGAUGCUUUUAUCGCUUGAUGCGGAGUCUACGAGAUUAAAGUGCAAGGGAGAUACGGAUUUCAUUUCAGAAGCUCGCUUUGAUGCAAUACUUAGAAGUAUUUUAAAUAUCUUUGUACUUUUAACCUGCGCCUUGUCCUUUGCACUCUGUACUCGGGCUCUUUGGAGAGCCUAUUUACUGAGGUGCACCACAGUCAACUUCUUCCGUUCACAUUUUGGCAAGGAUCUAAGCUUUGAUGGACGUCUGGAGUUUGUUAACUUUUGGUAUAUUAUGAUCAUCUUUAAUGAUGUUCUGCUGAUUAUUGGCUCGGCACUGAAAGAACAAAUUGAAGGACGUUACAUGGUGGUCGAUCAGUGGGAUACCUGUUCAUUAUUUUUAGGCAUUGGCAAUAUGCUAGUCUGGUUUGGUGUGUUGCGAUAUUUGGGCUUCUUCAAGACCUACAAUGUUGUAAUACUCACGUUAAAGAAGGCGGCACCGAAAAUUCUACGUUUUCUAAUUGCCGCCCUAUUAAUCUAUGCGGGCUUCGUAUUUUGUGGCUGGCUAAUACUUGGACCUUAUCACAUGAAGUUCCGAUCGCUGGCCACCACCUCAGAGUGCCUUUUUUCGCUUAUCAAUGGCGAUGACAUGUUUGCAACCUUUGCGACGCUCUCCUACAAAGCAACUUGGCUAUGGUGGUUCUGUCAGAUUUAUUUGUACUCUUUCAUAUCUUUGUAUAUCUAUGUGGUGCUUUCUCUGUUUAUUGCUGUUAUAAUGGAUGCGUAUGAUACGAUUAAAAAGUAUUAUAAGGAUGGCUUUCCCAUCUCCGAUCUCAAGGCCUUUGUAGGCACACGAACCGCCGAGGACAUUAGCUCCGGUGUAUUCAUGAACGAUCUGGAUGAUUUUGAACAAGCCAGUUUUCUGGAUGUUAUGAAAAGCUUUUGCUGCUGCGGCUGUUGUAAACGCCGAUCGGAACCUGCCCAAGGAAACAGCGGCUAUACAAGCCUAUCGAGUAUUAUGAAGUAAUAAUAACUGAUGCGCCAUAGAAUUUGUUUUUAAUGCCUUGUUAGCUUAGUUUAAAUUGUUGUUAGCUUGUUGUAUAUUGAUUUUACGUUUUUUUUUGCCAAAGUUUAGUGGUCAAUAACUUGAAUUGAGGACCCCAAUGUACGUACAAAUAGAACUGUCGAAAAUCUACUGCCAGCUCCUAAGUGAGUUCAUUUUUGCAAUUUACCAAUGAGAUGACGCGAGGCUGGCAAGGAUAACUCAUGAUGAAAUUAUAUUUUCACCAUGGUUAAGCUGAGUUCAAAGCUAGAUUUUCAAUCAAAAUA